Molecule: messenger RNA, 2251 nt
Organism: Mugil cephalus (flathead mullet)
Lineage: Eukaryota; Metazoa; Chordata; Actinopteri; Mugiliformes; Mugilidae
Gene: sar1aa
Product: secretion associated, Ras related GTPase 1Aa
Exons: 7
Coding region: 94-690 (198 amino acids)
Biological process (GO): membrane organization; endoplasmic reticulum to Golgi vesicle-mediated transport; intracellular protein transport
Cellular component (GO): endoplasmic reticulum exit site; COPII vesicle coat
Molecular function (GO): GTP binding; GTPase activity
Source: RefSeq, a predicted model, not a curated record
AAGCAAGAAGAAGAAAGGGACUGUUUCCAAGGAGACCACUGAUACUACCAAGACCUGGGCUGCGAGUCAAUGCAGUAGACAGACACAGUCAACAUGUCCUUUAUAUUCGACUGGAUCUACAGGGGGUUUAGUAGUGUUUUACAAUUCUUAGGUUUGUACAAAAAGUCUGGGAAGCUGGUUUUCCUUGGUCUGGACAAUGCUGGGAAAACAACGCUCCUACACAUGCUGAAAGAUGACAGGCUCGGCCAACAUGUGCCAACACUGCAUCCAACUUCUGAGGAGCUGACAAUCGGUGGAAUGACAUUUACUACAUUUGAUCUGGGAGGACACGUACAAGCUCGAAGAGUUUGGAAGAACUACCUGCCGGCUGUGAAUGGAGUUGUCUUUCUCGUAGACUGCGCAGAUCACGACAGACUCACAGAAUCCAAGACUGAACUUGAUGCUCUUUUAUCAGACGAGACCAUAGUCAACAUACCGGUGUUGGUGUUGGGUAAUAAAAUUGACCGUCCAGAGGCGAUCAGCGAAGGAGGACUGAGAGGAGCUUUUGCUCUUGAUGGUCAAGUUACGGGAAAGGGAAACGUCUCUUUGAAGGAGCUGAACGUUCGCCCUCUGGAGAUUUUCAUGUGCAGCGUGUUGAAAAAGCAAGGGUACGGGGAAGGUUUCAGAUGGUUAUCGCAGUACAUCGACUGACAAGAAACAUGACAAAGAGUUUAACCACGUCAGUGUCAACCAGCCCGAAUCACGUCCCGUUUAAUUCUAACAUUUUUCUAUGCAAACUUUUAAAAGAGGUGACUAAUGAAAUGUCCUAAGUGUGUCAUUAAUCUAGGAGUCGGACAGCAUGGCAUGUUGUUUUUAGGCUACCCCAUACCUGAUGCGACACAUGAGCAGCCAUACUUUAUAUAAUAACAUAGACAUGUGUGCUUCAGUGUUACGUUAUUUAUCAUUUAACAGACCGUCUGCUUUGGAAUGUAUUAGUAAGUGAGUGAUGAGGAUUGUGUGUAGCUUAACGCUUGUCUCAAAUUAAAACGGUACAGUUUAGAUUUUAAAGCGAUUAACAAGACGAAUAACUAAGUAGAGAGGAUUAAUUUUAGUCGAUCUGACGAGACGCAGCAUCUGCCUUUUAAAACGUAAAGCCAAAAAUGUAUGCUAAUGACUUCACGGGUUUAGCCUAGAGAGAGAAUCUCCAACAAAAGACAUCUUGUGUGUUGAGCACUGAGCCAAAAUAACAAAAAAAAAGAAAAAGAAAAAGAGAGAAGUCAAACAGAAGCAAAGAUGAUGGAUUGAAUUGAGUCAAAUUAAACAGCUCAUUGAUGAGUGUGCUGUGAUUAAUGCGCUGCUCACGUUCGCAAUCUUGAUGAAAUUGGCUUGUUUAUUUUCGGUUCAAGAAUUACAUCAUAGCCCAUCACAGCUGGCGUCGAAGGCAGCUACUUGGAAGUGUGUUAGUCGGACUGAAAGACGUCUUUAUUAUCUUCGACUUUGAGGAUAAAUACCAUGAAGUGUUCACACAGAACUUUCUAUGGCUUCCGUCGCUUUAGUGUUUCAUGAAGGCAGUAAAGAUGAAUUGCCCUAUGACUUCAUCGCGUUUGAGUUAAAAGGAGUAUAUGUAGUUCUAAGUCUGUUUGCAGAGAUCUAUAUUCCAGUGUCUCGUCUCUCUGUUCAGUAUCGGUGAAACUGAAGUUCAUUUUGAAGUGGCAUUUUAAACACUAAAAUAAAAGUUUCUUUUGAGUUAUUUCUCAGUUUAGAACAGAAUCUGAGCCAUAUAUUGAUAUGAUGUCAGCGUGUACACUUUAUAGUCCUAGCAAGGUUUAAGUGCUGCAAGGGAUGUACUUUUUGACUGUCUGAAAAGAUAGGAGAGUGCACUUGCAAAGAUUAAUAUGCCGAAAUGAACAUUUUAUUCCGCUCCAUGCAUGCAAACAUGCUUAGGUUUUUUAAUUUGAAGAUUUUUAAAGAAGCUCAAAAGCAUGCGCUCAUUCUACCUUGUUGACUGUUUCCUGUAUCGUUUAUUUACAGGGUAACGUUUGGGUUAUUGCAGGGAUGUCUGUGACCAAGAUAAAAAGAUGUAUAUGUGAAAACAGAUUUUAUACUGCAAGGCUAGAGUUUGUUUGAAUAUAGUUUGCAUAUAAACAAGCUGCUUUUCCUUUAAAAUGUUCUGUACCAGUUUCCUGAACUCCUGUAAAUUAUGUAUAAUACAGAUGUAAAUGCUUGUACAGCAAUUGCCCUGGAGUUGACACUAAAAAGGAGUUAUUUAUAA